AUGUCGAGUAGUACGAUUCGAGCGAAUAAGGCCUGUUUCGAAGGCUUGGUGCUUCAGGCUUUGGCGUAUGGGGCUCUGGUUAUGCUUUAUAUCCAGAUAACCCAAGUUCUAGUGCGCCGCCCGAAGCGAAACCGCAUGUUUUGGCUCAUCACGUUCUAUUCGACGGCACUGUUUCCACUAGCUACAUUUGCAUUUAUCGGGAAAUUGAUCUUCAUGGAGAAAAUGUAUGUCGGGAGCCCAGGCGAGAUUAUUGACAGUAAAGCAUACUAUGGAGUUCAUUGUGGUGAAUGGGCUAAUGUUAUAAGUCAAGUUUGUAUAACCAUGAUCCCUUGGAUUGGGGAUCUACUCAUGCUAUACCGCCUGAUGGUGGUUUGGAACUACAAAUGGGUUCUGCUUAUUGUUCCAGGAGGGCUCUACAUUACUCGCUUUGGCAUGGCUUUCCCGCAUCUUCUUACGAUGAUUAGAACAAACCCCGAUAAGGAUUUAUACGGCUUCAUAUUUUAUGGUCUUUGUGUCGGCCUGAACACGAUGGUGACCAUAAUGAUUUGUGUACGCCUUUUCAUGAUGCGUCAUAAAGCAGAGAUGGUCCUGGGAAACCUUCAAGCCUCACUGUAUAACUCAUGCAUUUCCAUAUUUGUCGAAAGCGGGGCGUUCUUCUCGUUGUGGAGUCUUGUCUACCUUUCGUUGAGAGCGAAAAACAGCUGGGCGCAAGAUAUAUUCUUCCAACCAUAUUCAUUUAUCUUGGCUCUAACAAGGAUGCUCAUUAUUCUGCGAAUGGCUCAAGAUCGUGCAUGGACGAGGGAGAUCAUCACAGCCGCAGACAACGGGAUCCUGGACUGGGAGGUCUCCUCAGUGAACAGCUUGCCGACAAAUGUCUCUAAGCCCACUGAUGAGAUGACUCAGAAGCUCCCUAAUAAAUUUAGGGAAGACUCGCUGAGCUCGCGCAGCACGAUCAGUCCAUAG
This is a messenger RNA of Psilocybe cubensis, 963 nucleotides long. RefSeq lists its product as uncharacterized. Bases 1 to 963 code for a protein of 320 amino acids. The transcript has 6 exons. Lineage: Eukaryota; Fungi; Basidiomycota; Agaricomycetes; Agaricales; Agrocybaceae. The record is from RefSeq and is a predicted model, not a curated record.